Molecule: messenger RNA, 1001 nt
Organism: Sclerotinia trifoliorum
Lineage: Eukaryota; Fungi; Ascomycota; Leotiomycetes; Helotiales; Sclerotiniaceae
Source: the annotation of a GenBank genome assembly
AUGAUUUGUCUUAGAGACGUCCGUCAACGUGGAUCGAGAUCACCUGCUGAGAACAACGUCAUGCUCACCAUGACCUUCUCGAACCCAUUAUUACUGAAUGAUUCUGUGUAUAAAUAGUCCUCGCUGAGCCAUCGAGUACUCACCAUCCAACAUCACAUCCUCAAACAUCAAAAACUACUUAUUUACACAAGAAACACUUUCCUCAAUAUCAACCAAAAACUCACUUCAACAAUUUUCAUCAUGAAGUUUAUCUAUUUCGGACUCCUCCUCUCUGCCACCACAGCCUAUGCUUGUGGUGGGAAUGCCUACAGAUGCAAGAACCCCGACAAAUCAGUAGACGAGAUGUGGGCAGUCACACGCAAGAUUUGCAAUAAUCUCAAGGAGGACGAUUGCUACUGCUACCACUGGGCCGAGUACUACUGCGACCCUUAUGGUGACAACAUUGAAAAGUUCAAGCACGCCUGCGUGAAUGAGGGCGAUGACUGGUACUGGACUGAAUGUUAAGUGAUGUAUGUAAUUCUUUUCGAAAUACUUCUUUUCUAAAGGCUAAUAUUCAAGUCAGAUCUCACUACAUCCUCUUUUUCCGGGUUGUGACGGUGCUUCAGAGCAUUUUUCGCUCAUUAUUCCAACUUGGAUGACUCGGGUGUAUGAAUGAUGGAGGAGGGAGGCAAGAGGAUGGGUAUGAGGAAUGAAUGGUUGUGCUAGUUAUGAAACCCCAGCCUCGGAAAAUGUGUCCUGUGUUUCGAAAGGCUUCGUUUGGGGCUUUUUUGAAAUCUGCAAUUGAUCUCACACAGUCAAGUCCAGAUUGCCUCAUCUAAUAUAAUGUAUGAAUUUUGUCAUUUUUUGGGGCUCUGUCAGAUUCUUAGGCAAGGGCCAUUUAACGGAGAAGCUCUUGGAGCCCCGACCUUCACUCCUUUAGCUUGUUAGCAUGUUUUUAGCAGGUAGUUAGACGAAAGCUUCCCGUAGCUAAAACCUCAAUCAAGUCAACUUAUAUACUUCCU